AUGGGGCGCGAGGAGGGGAUAAUGAUGAAUGUCCAACACUUCACGCCGGAAAAGGCGCCAUCCAUGGAUGGCGUCUCCUCCAGAAGGGCAGGUACAGCACGGGACAAGCAAGACAUGUGGCGUGCCGGGCGAGACCAGGAAUUGAAUAGAAACUUCCGUUUUCUUUCUGUUCUUGGGUUUACGGCGGUGCUGAUGUGCACAUGGGAAGCAGUCCUCUUUGGCUCAUCUUACGGAUUGACCAAUGGUGGUAAAGGAGGUAUGAUCUAUACUUACCUGGGGGGCCUGGUGGGGUUCAGCUUUGUGAUCCUCUCGAUGGCUGAAAUGGCAUCCAUGGCCCCAUUGUCCGGCGGUCAGUAUCAUUGGGUAUCAGAAUUUGCACCACCCAGUUCGCAAGCCCUAUUGAGUUACAUCACUGGCUGGAUCUGCGUGUUGGGGUGGCAUACCGGUAUUGCAGGAUGCUGCUAUACAGUAGCUAACAUGAUGGUUGGCGUGAUUUCCAUAAACUACCCUGACACAUAUACUUAUCAACCAUGGCAUGUCACACUGCUCGUCAUUGCGGUGGCUCUGGUAGCCUUGAUGUUCAACACUUUUCUGGCCCAGAAGCUCCCAUUGAUCGAGGGAAUCAUCUUGUUUGUGCACUGCUUCGGCUUUUUUGGAAUCCUGAUCCCACUUUGGGUCCUGUCCCCUAAAGUUACUGCUUCCGAAGUAUUUGGUUCGAUUGAGGACCGGGGGGGAUGGGGCAACAAUGGACUUUCGUGCAUGGUGGGGCUGGUUGGACCUAUAUAUGCAUUGAUCGGUCCCGAUUCAGCAGUUCAUAUGGCCGAGGAAAUAAGAGAUGCAUCCCGGGUGCUCCCUAUGGGUAUGCUCUGGACAUUGAUCCUCAAUGGGUCUACUGGGUUUGUCAUGAUAGUCACGUUUGCGUUCUGCGUGGGCGACAUUGAUCAAGUGCUUGGGUCUGAAACAGGCUUCCCCUUCAUCCAGGUCUUUCUCAACGCUACAGGAUCAGUCAGCGCCACGACGGGAAUGACGGUGAUUAUCAUGAUCAUGCAAUUUUGCGCGGCAAUCAGCAAUGUUGCCACAACCUCUCGACAGGUCUAUUCUUUCGCCCGAGACAAGGGUCUUCCUUUUUCCAGUUUCUUUGCAAAGGUUAACCCGACCUUCACUGUUCCACUGAAUGCCCUUUGCGUCAGUCUCGUGAUUGUCUCUCUUCUUUCCUUGAUCAACAUCGGAUCCUCUGUGGCUUUCAACGCCAUUAUGUCUCUUGGUACAGCUGCUCUUCUGUCCUCCUACAUAAUUUCCAUCACCUGCGUUCGUCUUCGACGCUGGCGCAAUCAGCCCCUUCCGCCGGCACGUUGGAACAUGGGCAAGUUUACCCCAAUCUGUGAUACCAUUUCCAUCCUCAUUUUGCUGGUAAUCUGGGUGUUCAGCUUCUUUCCCUUGACCAAGGAGGUAGAUCCAACUUCCAUGAAUUGGAGUGUGGCUAUCUUUGGGGGAGUUGUUGUCGUUUCACUCGGUUAUUAUGUGAUUUAUGCCCGCAAAGUCUACAAGGGUCCAGUGACGCGGGUGAAAACGAUACAGGGAUGA
Penicillium coprophilum is the source of this 1584-nucleotide messenger RNA. RefSeq lists its product as uncharacterized. Gene Ontology annotation, cellular component: membrane. Gene Ontology annotation, biological process: transmembrane transport. NCBI's taxonomy places the organism in Eukaryota, Fungi, Ascomycota, Eurotiomycetes, Eurotiales, Aspergillaceae. The transcript is spliced from 7 exons. The record is from RefSeq and is a predicted model, not a curated record. Gene Ontology annotation, molecular function: transmembrane transporter activity. Bases 1 to 1584 code for a protein of 527 amino acids.